Penicillium pulvis is the source of this 1557-nucleotide messenger RNA. RefSeq names its product MFS transporter. The coding region runs from base 1 to 1557 and encodes 518 amino acids. The transcript is spliced from 6 exons. Gene Ontology annotation, cellular component: membrane. Gene Ontology annotation, molecular function: transmembrane transporter activity. Lineage: Eukaryota; Fungi; Ascomycota; Eurotiomycetes; Eurotiales; Aspergillaceae. Gene Ontology annotation, biological process: transmembrane transport. The record is from RefSeq and is a predicted model, not a curated record.
AUGGAUGCCGAAAAAGCAUCUAUUGACGGUUCAACGCCGGCCGCAAGCAACCCUGAGUUACAACAUGGGAAUGAGGAUAAUUUAUCAUAUCAUGGCGACAUGGAUGUCGAGAAAGGAGUUGCGACAGCAACAGAGCUACAGAAAGAAUCAUUUCAAGACCCUAAUAUCGUCGACUGGGAUGGUCCCAAUGACCCAGAAAACCCUCUGAACUGGACAAAAAGGAAGAAGGUCAACGCGACAGUCUCGAUCGCCUUGAUCACCCUCCUGACACCUCUAGGCUCGUCAAUGUUUGCCCCUGGAAUUGGGGAAUUGGCCGUCAAAUUUCACCUGACAAGCACAGCGAUCGAAUCUUUCGUGGUCUCCGUUUAUCUCCUUGGAUACUGCUUUGGACCUCUCCUCAUUGCCCCACUGUCAGAAAUGUACGGUCGACGGAUCAUGUACAAUGCCUGUAAUAUCCUCUAUGUGAUUUUCACCAUCGCAUGCGCAGUCGCUCCCGAAAUCGGCAGCUUGAUUGUUUUUCGUUUUUUUGCAGGCUUUGCGGGAAGCUGUCCCUUGACGAUCGGCGCUGGUUCGAUUGCGGAUAUGUUUGUGCAAGAAAGUAGAGGAAGUGCAUUGGCUGCUUGGGCUAUCGGUCCGUUGAUUGGACCAGUCAUUGGCCCUAUUGCGGGUGGAUUUCUCACACAAGCAAAAGGCUGGCGGUGGACAUUCUGGGUUCUUGCUAUGGCUAGCGGAGCUGUGAGCAUCUGUUCUAUGCUUACCAUUCGAGAAUCAUACCCGCCCACGCUCUUGGCUUGGAAAACAAAGAGGCUACAGAAGGAGACCGGGAACCCUAACUUACGAUCCAAGCUCGACUCCGGUAUGAGUCCGAAGCAUUUAUUCCUCCACACGAUUGUUCGACCCACCAAAAUGCUUUUUCUUUCGCCAAUUGUCCUCCUCUUGUCCAUCUACGUCGCUCUUGUCUACGGAUACCUUUAUCUGCUAUUUACAACAAUAAGUUCAGUCUUUGAGGGCCAAUACGGUUUUACUCAGGGCACAGUGGGACUCUCGUACCUCGGCAUUGGAAUUGGCUCAGUCAUUGGUCUAGGAGUACUAGGCGCAACUUCCGACCGUUUACUCAAAUAUCUCACAAACAAGAACGGGGGAGCUUCAAAGCCCGAAUAUCGUUUGCCGCCUAUGAUACCUGGGUCCUUGUUUGUUCCAGUCUCAUUGUUCAUUUACGGAUGGACGGCUUAUUAUAAAGUUCACUGGAUAGUACCCAUAAUCGGCACAUCAUUUCUCGGAGUCGGAAUGCUAAUGGCAUUCAUGACCGUCAGUACAUAUCUUGUCGACGCGUUCACGAUUUAUGCCGCCUCUGCCAUGGCAGCGAACACUGUUCUGCGGUCCCUAGUCGGGGCUUUGCUGCCGCUCGCCGGGCCAGCUAUGUACGAGAGUCUGGGACUUGGCUGGGGUAACUCAUUGCUCGGCUUCAUUGCUUUAGCAAUGUGUCCACUACCCGUCAUAUUCUAUGUAUACGGCGAACGCAUCAGAACGAGCAAGAUGUUCAGAGUUGAGUUUUAG